Molecule: messenger RNA, 2476 nt
Organism: Manis javanica (Malayan pangolin)
Lineage: Eukaryota; Metazoa; Chordata; Mammalia; Pholidota; Manidae
Source: RefSeq, a predicted model, not a curated record
CACCUCACAGCCCGGCUGGCGUGCAGCAGGCACCAAACAAGGAUUUGUUUAGUAAAAUCUGUCAGUUCAGGUAGGAAGGAGGAGAGCAGAGAGCAAGCAAGAAAGGUGGAGCAGGGGCAGCUUCUGCAGGGGUUGAGGAGCCUCCAUCCCAGUCCCCGCCGACCAUGCAGGUCCCCAGGCUGCUGCUGCCCAUCUGCGCCGCAGCCUUGCAGCUGCUGAGCAACGACAGGUCCUUCUUGAGAGUGGAGGAGGAGCUGAGCUGGUCCGAGGCCCUGAAGCACUGCCGGCGACACCACACAGACCUGGCUGACUUGCAGAGCAUGAAUAGCAUGAGCAGCAUAAAGAACCUCUACUCCCUCACCAGCAGCACCGAGGCAUGGAUCGGGCUCUUCUUUGACAAGCACAUUGGUGGCCUGAGCUGGUCCAGCGGUUCCACGUUCACUGCCCCAGUAUGGACCUCGCUGCCAGUCUUCCGGGAGGGCAUCUGUGCCACUCUGUAUUCCAUGUCCAUCUUCCCCAGCCUGGGGGCUGCCUCGUGCACGGCUCAGAAGCCCUUCAUCUGCUACUAUGACCCUGCCGUGGGGCACCGCAUCUCCACAGAGCCCGCUCUCAGCCUGACGACACCUCCAAAGCCAGCUGUGGUCCAGAUUGGCAGACAGACCUUCAUGCGAUUUGGCCAAGAAGUAACGUGGCUGGCAGCCCUGCUGUACUGUCGCAGCCACCAUACAGACCUGGCCGACCUACAGGCAGUGACUGACGAGGCAGGCACGGAGGCCUUGAAGACUGUCACGAGUGAGACUGAGGCUUGGAUUGGCCUCUACUUCAAUGCAGCCUCUGGAUCUCUGAGCUGGUCCAGCGACUUGGGCACCAGCAUCCCCACCUGGCUGCAGGUGCCCCAGUUCGGGACAGGACUGUGUGCGGGGCUUCGCACCUAUGCGCGCUACAAACCCAGAGUUUAUUCAGUGGCCUGCUCUUCCCUGAAGCCCUUCAUCUGCUUCUACGACCCUUCCACCGGACACCGGCCGGCAGCAGUGCUCCCACCGCUCAUGCAGGCUCCCUCCUCGGAAGUGACUGUGGACACCAUGCCCAGGCCAAGUACACUCCCCUGUUUUCUUUGGGUGCUGAGCCUGCUCUUGGCUGGAUCCUGGGGUCUUCAGGGUUUGAAAAGUGGACAGGGCAGUCCCCCUGCUAGAAUGCAGGGUGGGCUCCAUGGGAUCCUUAAAGAAGGGCAGCAACAGCGUCAGGGCUGGGGUCUGGGGGCAGACUUGGUUCAGAAGCUGGGUAAGAGCCUGCCUUCUGUUUCCCAUCAAAGGGCCAACCUGGCAGCAGCCUGGCGGCCCCAGGCACUACCUCACUGGCUCAGGGACCUUGUGGGGACCGGACGGGCCGGGCCUGGCGUGAAGCACGCGUCCAUUCUGCACUGUGUGCUCGGCGGUCCCGGAGCCCCGCGCGAGCCCCGCCUUGCGCCACGGGUCGGUGUCCAUGCUGUGCGGCCGGAAACCAGGCAGGGAGCCCAAGCGCAGAGGGUCCCACAGACGCCUUCUGUCCCCGUAGGGACCAGCGCCGGCCCCAAGGGUACCUCCCGGGACCCGGGCUCGGCGGCCCGACUCCAGCCGCGAGUCAGCCCGCUGCCCAGUGAACACGGCCCCAGACCCCGCGCCCCCACCUCCGUGGGCCCCGCGGCUCCGCAGCCCCAAGGGACGGCGACACCGAGCCCUGUGGCCCACCGCGCGUCCCCGGGGGACGACUCGGCCCCCGAGAAAGGGGCCUUGAUUGCCCUGGUAACUACUCAGCGCGCGUCCUUCGGCCCGACGACCUGGCCCUCCCCGCCGCCUCUGGCACCGAGCCCCGCUGGGCCAACUCCCUCCGGUGAGCCCCCGGAAGCGGCCGGGACCCCUCUGACCUCUGCUCGGAGCCCUGCUCCAGUCCACACAUCCCCGGACCCCGUCACCGAGCAGCGCAGGCCCGGGACUCCGCGGGGGGCAGCGGCGGACCCCUCAGCUACACCCAGGAUGGCAGCGCCCCUGGAGUCCGCCCCACUCAGCCCGUCCUGUGACUCGGAGCCUCCGGGGAACUUUGCGGGGACGGAAGAAAGCUCCUCAGAGCCUUCCAGCUCAGGGAGCCCGACUGUGCCCCAAAGGACAAUCGCAUGCCCUAGCUGUGGCCAGUGAAAGAAGUGGUACUGAUAUGAGAUACACAGCCAUUGCCACUCAGGUCCAACAUCUGAGCUCCUCUAGCCAUCCAGAGCCUAAAGAAGAAACUCCAGCGCCAGAUUCAGGUAACUGCUUCCGAUUAACAAAUUCCCACUCUAAACAAAUGAGCAGUUAAAUCUGGACAGCCACUCCUUAGCACAGGGCACCUGAGACCUUUUUAUGAAAGAUCACAUGAAAUGUUGGGGAGGGAACAGAAUAGAAACAGCGAUGAGGAUCCCAGAGCUAGCUCCCUGGCUACUGUGACACCUUGGGGAGCAACUUCC